CCUGCCACCAACAUAAACGCCGUUGUUUGCGUCCAUCUGCAGAGGCCUCAGUACCCAGUCACCCCUCCAGCUGCCAUCAUCGCGUUGCCCAGAUCAGCCAUACACGACAAUCGCAUCCGGCGCAUUCCGCAUCAACCAUGUCCUCUAUUGGCCCCCAGCUGCCACCACAUCUUCAAAAGCGACGGCGCACUCCAGACCAAGACGACGAUGCUAGAGAGACAAAGCGUCAGUACGGGCCAGGCUCGCCGCCGCCAGCAAAGGUAGCCCGCAUCGAAGCACCCACAUCAAACAAAGACGAAAUCGAUCUCGACAACGGCAGCGACUCGGACGAUGGGUUUGGGCCGAUACUUCCGCCAGCAGGUCCCGCGCCGGCCCCUACGACGAGGUCGAUUGGCCCGACGAUGCCUCCCAGGCCACCACCAGCCAACGAGCACGAGGUAUCUCUAGACGACGAUGACGACGACGAUAGCGACACAGGCCCAGCGCCGCCCGCACCGCGACCAUCCACAGUAGGAGCAGCAGCACAAGCGCCGCCCGCACAAGCUCAACCACAGCCACACCCACCAACAAGAAGGAACUUCGGUCCAGCACCACCACCAGCCUCCCUCUCGGAACGGCCCGACCACGGCGACGCCGAGUCAUCAUCCUCAGAAGACUCAGAUAGCGACGACGGCUACGGGCCCGCCCUGGCGACGUCAUCUUCGCAUAGGGCCCGCGCAGCAGCCGCGUCGGCGCAGGCGAGCAUCCGCGCCGCCGAGGACGCAGCAGCCGGGCCCAAGCGCGACGACUGGAUGCUCGCGCCCCCGCCGGGCGGCGGCGUGUUCCAGGAGAGCGACCCGACGAAGCUCAAGGCGCGCAAGUUCAACUCUGGCCCGCGCGCGGGCGCCACUGCCGCGGCCUCCACCGCGGCCGCGAACGGGCCGAGCAACAUCUGGACGGAGACGCCCGAGGAGAAGCGCAAGAGGCUCCAGGACGCCGUGCUGGGCCGCGGCGGCGGCGGCGACACCACCUCUGCAAAGAGCCGGAGCAGCGGUAGUGGGGGACCCGGUGCUGGGUCGUCGGGCGCGGGAGCAGGACCAUCCAAGAACGCCGAGGCAGAAGAGGCCCGCAAGCGGCAGAUCGAGGCCUACACCGCGGCGGUCCGCGGGAAGAGCCUGUACGAGGAGCACCAGGCCACAAAGGGCGGUAGAGGCGGCAAGAUCGAGGAGGAGGAAGACGACCCGAGCAAGCGCGCGUUUGACCGCGAGAAGGACAUGAAAAUUGCCGGCAAGAUCGGCACGGCCCAGAGAAGGGAACUGCUGAACAAGGCCGCCGACUUUGGCGGCCGGUUUGCAAAGGGCAAGUUUCUGUAGAUAUGGUUCCAUGCUGUCCAAACUGUACCAGACGAGCUAGAAGUCGCCUUUUAGAGAUCUAAAAAACGGAACUACAAGACGUGUCAUUACCCGCAAAGUCACCGCACGUGCCUGGCUGUAUAC
Microdochium trichocladiopsis is the source of this 1475-nucleotide messenger RNA. RefSeq lists its product as uncharacterized. Bases 138 to 1352 code for a protein of 404 amino acids. The record is from RefSeq and is a predicted model, not a curated record. Lineage: Eukaryota; Fungi; Ascomycota; Sordariomycetes; Xylariales; Microdochiaceae. The transcript has a single exon.